CGGCCCGCAGCGCCCCCGGCCCGCCCGCCCGCCGCCACGAUGCUGGCGCUGCUGUCCCGGCUGCUCGACUGGUUCCGCUCGCUCUUCUGGAAGGAGGAGAUGGAGCUGACCCUGGUGGGGCUGCAGUACUCGGGCAAGACCACCUUCGUCAACGUCAUCGCGUCAGGUCAAUUCAGUGAAGAUAUGAUUCCUACUGUGGGCUUCAACAUGAGGAAGGUUACAAAGGGUAAUGUUACAAUAAAGAUUUGGGAUAUAGGAGGGCAGCCCCGAUUCCGGAGCAUGUGGGAGCGAUAUUGCAGAGGAGUUAAUGCUAUUGUCUACAUGGUAGAUGCUGCAGAUCGUGACAAAAUAGAAGCCUCUCGGAAUGAGCUGCACAAUCUUCUAGAUAAGCCCCAGCUACAAGGAAUCCCUGUUCUAGUACUUGGAAAUAAGAGAGACCUUCCUAAUGCUUUGGAUGAGAAACAGCUAAUUGAAAAGAUGAAUCUUGCUGCUAUUCAGGACAGAGAAAUCUGCUGCUACUCAAUUUCUUGCAAAGAGAAAGAUAAUAUAGAUAUCACGCUUCAGUGGCUUAUUCAGCAUUCAAAAUCUAGAAGAAGCUGAAGUCUUCCUGGAAUCUCCAGUACCAGUUGGCCAUAAUCUCAAUUGUCCACUUCCCUCCAUAAUGAGAUACUACCCCAAAAUCCUGUAUCAAGAAUCUGCCUUUUCACGGUUCAUUUCUCAUGUGCACUGCUGAAGACUUGUAUUCCUAUUCUGUCACAAAACAACUAGAGUUGUCAUGAUAAAGUCAGCACAAAUAUUUAUUUUACAACCAUCUGUGGUGGGAGGGUUGUGGGGGGGCUUUUUAAAGAAAUAUCUCUACCAUGUUAACUACGAUGGUACACUCUGUUCUGGUUUUUCAGGGCCAGGUUUUUAUAUGAUUUUCAGCAAGUGUUUUAUUUCUAGUGUUUAGUGGCUUGAAGAUGCUGAUGCUUGACAGCAUUAAGAUUCUGUAAGAUGCCACAUACAGUAGUUAGAAAACAUUUAAGCGUGAAUUGUGGGAUACUGAUUGAUCUCACAGAUGCAUGUGAUGUGUGUAUGUAAGCAGAGAAAUUGAAACUGUUUGCAGAGGGGAGCACAAGGCAUAGAUCAGCAUCACUAAUCUACAGCUGAGAUCCUGUCACUUGAAAAAGAAAACUCUCGUGAUGAAUUAGGAAAGUCAUCUGUUUAAAAUCAUUCUGUUGCUUCUGUUUUAACAUUUACGUGGGGGAUGGGAAUGGACUGUUCUGUCAAACUUUCAAAAAUUGGAGUAUUCCAGCAUGAAAACAAAUCGCUAGGAACAUCAGGCUGUGUUCAAACACAUUUUUCUAUCUCCAGAUUCUCGUGGUCUCUCUCUGAAACCAGAACAUGCAUUCUGAGCAGCUGCAUGACACCCAAAUUACUGAUGCUCUUGUAUCGAGGCAGUUGUUGACCUUUAACACAAUCUGUGUGUAAUUGUCAGUGUCUCUCCUGCUCCUGGAAUGGCUGGGCACAGUUUCACCUGGUGCUAUGGAAUACCUGGGCUAUUGUGACAACUCUAGACCCGCCUGCUUUCUCAUGUAACCAUGUGCAAAGCCUGUCACAUGCAAUGAAAUGUUUUGCUGUGUCAAAGCACAAGAGAGCCAAUGAAUCGAUCCUGUCUCUUGACUAGCUCCUGCAGCUUAGGGAAGUGUGUAUAAACUCAAGACUCAACGUUUCUGUAGCUUUACUUUCUCAGUGACUUCAGCAUAUUUAAAGGGACAGCCUUGUUGGGACUGGUUUGUUCAUCAGCAGUGUCAGUGUGGCUCCUGGUGUGUGCAGAUCCAUGUGCAGCUGCUUGUGUUGCCUCACACUGUGUGUGACUCCUCACCUCACGUGGUUUGCAGCCCUGGGAGCAGUCCUGUCCCCUCUGUCCUGAGAGCCAGUGUUACUGCAGCCUGCCAUGGCCUUACUGUCCUGUCCCAGCUCUGGCACUGCUGCACAGACACUACACGCUGCCUGCCUUCAGUCUGAAGUUACAUUUGUACUUUCUGUCCCCUUUCAGUUCUCUGAAGCAUGGUUUCAAUUAAUCCAUACUCUGGUGCUGUAGAGGAGAGGGUGUAUUAACUUGCUACUGUAGUCCCGAGUUCUCCAGAACUGCUACAGUUACUUUUAUUUAGCAAACUUGCUUGUGCCUAUCACGAGGAAACUAAACUAGAAUGUGUGAAUCUUUGUGGGGGACCAGGUCACUGUUUAGUUAACUGGCCUAUAGCUAAACUUGAUGUGUUUGGUGUUUAUCUACUUCACUGCUUUCAGCGUUUAUGGCAUCCAAACACUACCAAUUGUUAACCUGUGCAUUACUCUCUGCAUGUGAACAACUUAUACAAUUACUGAACUUUGUAAAUACGUGAUUUUUUUUUUUAUUUAGGUGGAUGCAUAUGUUGGUUUACUGCUCUUCAGCUUUAUUCAAUAAACUUAUGUUUUGAGGGUUGUAUUGACACUUAA
This is a messenger RNA of Melospiza georgiana, 2478 nucleotides long. RefSeq names its product ADP ribosylation factor like GTPase 8B (gene ARL8B). The transcript has 7 exons. Gene Ontology annotation, biological process: anterograde axonal transport; protein transport. Gene Ontology annotation, cellular component: lysosomal membrane. The record is from RefSeq and is a predicted model, not a curated record. Lineage: Eukaryota; Metazoa; Chordata; Aves; Passeriformes; Passerellidae. The coding region runs from base 40 to 600 and encodes 186 amino acids. Gene Ontology annotation, molecular function: GTP binding; GTPase activity.